Nematolebias whitei (Rio pearlfish) is the source of this 1092-nucleotide messenger RNA. RefSeq names its product hepatocyte cell adhesion molecule-like. The record is from RefSeq and is a predicted model, not a curated record. The transcript is spliced from 7 exons. NCBI's taxonomy places the organism in Eukaryota, Metazoa, Chordata, Actinopteri, Cyprinodontiformes, Rivulidae. Bases 1 to 1092 code for a protein of 363 amino acids.
AUGCAGCCAGAGAAGGACACUUCUUCAAAAGCCAAAAGGAUUUACCAGAUUUUAUUGCUAUGCUUCGGUUUCAACAGUUCAGGUGACGUGCUGGCGGUGAAUAUGACCAUCCCUAACACUCUGAUUCGAGGAGUAAUCGGAGGGGAGGCCCUUCUGUCGGUCAGCUACAAUACUCUCAGCCUGGAUGCGCCGGUCAUCAAGUGGCAGCUCAAGAGGGAAAAGUCUGUUACCGUCGUCCAGACGAUUGGAACAGUCAUCAUUGGGACUUUGAGGUCAGAGUAUCAAGAUCGCAUCCUGAUCUUUGAGAAUGGGACUCUGCUUCUGCACAACCUCAGACUCUCUGAUGAUGGAGUUUAUGACGUGGAGAUCUCAAUCACAGACGAUGUGUUUACAGGAGAGGGCAGCAUCACACUCACUGUGGAUGAGCCCAUAUCCAAGCCGUAUAUCCACAUGGAGGCUUCAUCGGUACUGGAGCUCAGUGAAAACAUUAUUCUCAACUGCUCCCACGACAAUGGGACCAGAACCACAUACAGGUGGUUCAAAGGUGGAAAACCCCUGAGCAAUGAGACAAGAUUUGUACUGUCGCCUGAUCAGAAGCUGCUGACCAUCACCCGAGUGCUGAUGGCAGAUGAUGACGUCUAUGUGUGCACAGUGGAGAAUCCUGUGAGCAACGUGACAAGUCAGCCUAUCAGACUCUCUGUGUACAAAAGAAGUUCUCUCUACAUCAUCCUUUCUACGGGAGGAAUCUUCCUCCUUAUCACUUUGGUGACGGUGUGCGCAUGUUGGACUCCUAAAAAAUCAAAGCAGAAACCCAGAAAGCCUUUAUCCAGGAUUUACAGCCGCUCUCGUCACACACCUCUUAAUCAAAAUGAUUACGCGCCUCCCAAAACUGCAAAGCGUAAUGGGAUUAAUGCGGUAACUUCUCUUUAUGUCCUCCAGCAAAAGGAUCCCUCCAUGGAUGACUCUUCCAGCAACAGUAUUGGAUCUCCUGAAUUUGACAACCCACCAUCCUACACCGUUUCCUCCAAGUACACAGAUUCGCUCCCCCGGGCAGCGAGGUCUCCAACGUGUGCCGUCCCUGGGUACACUUGA